Drosophila elegans is the source of this 329-nucleotide messenger RNA. RefSeq lists its product as uncharacterized. Lineage: Eukaryota; Metazoa; Arthropoda; Insecta; Diptera; Drosophilidae. Bases 1 to 198 code for a protein of 65 amino acids. The transcript has a single exon. The record is from RefSeq and is a predicted model, not a curated record.
AUGAAGUUCUUUGCUCUGAUUGUGUUCCUAAUAAUCGCGUUAGUGGCCGUGAAGGCGGUCCCCGAUUCGCCUUCUUUCCUCAAAUGCCUCGAUGAAAUAAGUGAUCCCGAACUUUGUCUUAACUUCAAAGAUCAAUUCCCCGAAGAUGCUCCAGCAGUUCCGGUCGACGACUACACAUUCGAAGCUAGUUCUGGAUAAAUUUCAUUCCCUUUCGUUGCGUUUUUUCGACUUACUCGAAUUCCAGCUGAAUAACUUAUUGUGCAAAGGGAGGAAAGCAGCGUGGUUGCUUUACAAGUUAACUGAAUAAAAAUAUUGUAUUGUAGUUUGUA